Molecule: messenger RNA, 3909 nt
Organism: Spea bombifrons (plains spadefoot toad)
Lineage: Eukaryota; Metazoa; Chordata; Amphibia; Anura; Pelobatidae
Gene: AP2B1
Product: adaptor related protein complex 2 subunit beta 1
Exons: 22
Coding region: 211-3066 (951 amino acids)
Biological process (GO): intracellular protein transport; vesicle-mediated transport
Cellular component (GO): membrane coat; clathrin adaptor complex
Molecular function (GO): clathrin binding
Source: RefSeq, a predicted model, not a curated record
UAUUGCAUAUUUCCGGUGUUUGGAACGCAGGUGGAUACGCUUGGAAGGGCUUAGCUUCCGGAAUAGCUGUCUGUGCAGCUCCCUCUGAACUCCCGGGGCUUGUCCAUAUCCGGUCGCAAAUUAUACCGAAGGUCCGCAGCAGAUCUCAUCGAGCCGGUGCGUGAGGAAAGGAUAGAUAAAUUCUCUGGUGUUUCAACAGGAGACAGAACCAUGACAGACUCAAAGUAUUUCACCACCAACAAAAAAGGGGAGAUUUUUGAGCUGAAAGCUGAGCUGAACAAUGAGAAGAAAGAAAAACGCAAGGAAGCUGUGAAAAAGGUUAUUGCCGCCAUGACAGUGGGCAAAGAUGUCAGCUCUCUCUUCCCAGAUGUGGUAAACUGCAUGCAAACAGACAACCUGGAACUGAAGAAACUUGUCUACCUAUAUCUGAUGAACUAUGCCAAGAGCCAGCCUGAUAUGGCUAUUAUGGCCGUUAAUAGUUUUGUUAAGGACUGUGAAGACCCCAAUCCUCUGAUCCGUGCCCUUGCUGUGCGCACAAUGGGCUGCAUUCGUGUAGAUAAGAUCACAGAGUACCUUUGUGAGCCUCUGCGAAAGUGUCUGAAGGAUGAGGACCCAUAUGUUCGCAAGACUGCUGCAGUGUGCGUGGCCAAACUUCAUGACAUCAACGCACAGAUGGUGGAGGACCAAGGCUUCCUUGACUCGCUACGGGAUCUUAUUGCAGACUCCAACCCAAUGGUGGUGGCCAAUGCUGUGGCAGCUCUUUCUGAGAUCAGCGAGUCCCAUCCGAAUAGUAAUCUGCUGGACCUGAAUCCCCAAAACAUCAAUAAGUUGCUGACAGCCUUGAAUGAAUGUACCGAGUGGGGUCAGAUCUUCAUCUUGGAUUGCCUGUCUAAUUACAAUCCCAAGGAUGAGAGGGAGGCUCAAAGCAUCUGCGAGCGUGUCACUCCUCGGCUGUCCCACGCCAACUCUGCUGUGGUCCUCUCAGCGGUUAAGGUUUUGAUGAAGUUCCUGGAACUCUUGCCCAAAGACUCUGAUUACUACACCAUGCUGUUAAAGAAGCUGGCGCCUCCACUGGUGACCCUUCUUUCAGGAGAACCAGAGGUGCAGUACGUGGCUCUGAGGAACAUAAACCUCAUUGUCCAAAAACGGCCGGAAAUUUUGAAACAGGAGAUCAAAGUGUUCUUUGUCAAAUACAAUGAUCCUAUUUAUGUCAAGCUUGAGAAAUUGGACAUCAUGAUACGACUGGCAUCACAGGCCAAUAUCGCUCAGGUGUUGGCGGAGCUGAAGGAAUAUGCUACAGAGGUGGAUGUGGAUUUUGUCCGUAAGGCUGUCCGUGCCAUAGGCCGAUGUGCCAUCAAAGUUGAGCAAUCUGCAGAGCGCUGUGUGAGCACCUUACUUGACCUUAUCCAGACCAAAGUUAACUACGUGGUGCAAGAGGCAAUUGUGGUCAUCAGGGACAUUUUCCGCAAGUACCCGAACAAGUACGAGAGCAUCAUUGCCACUCUGUGUGAGAAUCUAGACUCUCUGGAUGAGCCAGAUGCCCGCGCUGCCAUGAUCUGGAUUGUUGGAGAAUACGCAGAGCGCAUCGACAAUGCAGAUGAGCUGCUGGAGAGUUUCUUGGAAGGAUUCCACGAUGAGAGCACACAGGUGCAGCUCACUCUGCUGACUGCCAUUGUCAAACUGUUCCUGAAGAAGCCAUCAGAAACACAAGAGCUGGUACAGCAAGUCCUGAGCCUGGCUACACAGGACUCUGAUAACCCUGACCUGCGAGACCGUGGCUACAUUUAUUGGCGUUUGCUGUCUACUGAUCCGGUAACGGCUAAAGAGGUGGUUUUGUCCGAAAAACCCCUUAUAUCUGAGGAGACAGACCUAAUUGAACCCACUUUACUGGAUGAGCUGAUCUGCCAUAUUGGCUCUCUGGCAUCUGUUUACCACAAGCCUCCUAAUGCUUUUGUUGAAGGGAGCCAUGGAGUUCAUCGCAAGCACCUGCCUAUCCAGCACGGGAGCAUUGAUAUAGGAGACAGCCCAGUGGGACCCGCUCCAUCUGCUGCUCUGGAGCAGCCGCAGGUCAUCCCCUCACAGGGAGACCUUCUUGGUGACCUCCUUAAUUUGGACCUGGGACCUCCAGGGAAUGUGCCACAAGUGUCCACUAUGCAGAUGGGAGCAGUGGAUCUUCUGGGAGGAGGACUGGAUAGCCUGCUGGGAAGUGACCUUGGAGGAGGCAUUGGUGGAAGCCCUGCGGUUGGGACAACCUUCAUUCCUUCCUCGGUUCCUACAACGUUUGCUCCCUCCCCUACCCCAGCCGUGGUUAGCAGUGGCCUGAAUGACUUGUUUGAGCUUUCCACUGGUAUUGGCAUGGCCCCCGGGGGAUAUGUUACACCAAAAGCUGUGUGGUUGCCUGCCGUAAAGGCCAAAGGGCUUGAGAUCUCUGGUACGUUCUCCCACAGACAGGGACAUAUCUACAUGGACAUGAACUUCACAAACAAGGCGCUACAGCACAUGACUGACUUUGCCAUCCAGUUUAACAAGAACAGCUUUGGAGUCAUUCCCAGUACCCCUCUGGCUAUCCACACGCCCCUCAUGCCAAACCAAAGCAUUGAUAUUUCCCUCCCUCUUAACACCCUUGGGCCAGUCAUGAAAAUGGAGCCACUUAACAACCUUCAGGUUGCUGUGAAAAACAACAUUGAUGUCUUCUACUUCAGCUGCCUCAUACCUCUGCAUGUACUGUUUGUGGAAGAUGGAAAGAUGGAACGCCAAGUCUUCCUGGCCACCUGGAAGGACAUUCCCAAUGAGAACGAACUUCAGUUCCAGAUUAAAGAGUGUCAUCUAAAUGCAGACUCGGUUUCCAGCAAACUCCAGAAUAACAAUGUUUACACCAUCGCCAAGAGAAAUGUUGAAGGACAAGAUAUGCUUUACCAAUCCCUCAAACUCACCAAUGGCAUCUGGAUACUGGCAGAGCUGAGGAUCCAGCCUGGGAACCCUAAUUACACGCUGUCUCUGAAGUGCCGUGCUCCGGAGGUGUGUAAUUACGUGUACCAAGUCUAUGACUCCAUACUGAAGAACUGAAAAUAAAGAUCCAUCGUCUGGUUUCCUUUAUGUGUAUAAAACUACUUUCCAUGUGACAUGACUCAAUUGUAGCUUUUUAUUCUUUCUUCUUACUAAAUAAUCCAUUACAUAGGCUGGAAACCCUGAUUUUGGGCUUCAAGCUGCAGCAGAGCUCGGCUGGAAUCUUUCGGCUUAGUAGGCUUUGGAGGAAGAACUUUCUAUGUUUUAACAGGUCUGUUACAGCCUCCAAAUUGCCUGUUUCUCAAAAAAAGAGUAUUGGCUGCUUACAGAGACCUGUUUCAGAUUUAAUUGCACAGCAAUAUAUACAGCCCUGUAGCUUUCUAACUACUGUGCUCAUAAUAGAUGUGCCCCUAUACAUAUACAGCACUGUGGAUAUAGAUAUAUUACAUUACAGCCAAUAUAUGUACUGUGACCUAUUAAAUUGCCAACACAUUUAGAGUGCAAAGUAGUGACUUCCUUGGAGACCAUGUGUGCACUUAUAUCAAGCCAGAUACAUUUCAUAGAAGCAAGCAAUCCAUGUAGUGGCACUAAAAUAAUUUCAUAUAAUCCUUUAUGUAAGUAAUCCGGGUUAAUGUAUACCACCCAUGCAUAGCUAGUAGUCUUUUCCUAUUGUAUGUGCUUGCUGAAGUUAAACCUCGUUGACCUUCUAGUGUAUGUGCCACUUGUGUUAGUGCUUUACUUGUGGUUUACCAGUGCUUUUCCCUACCUUUCUGUGCGCACUUACAUUCCGUGCCAACCCAUAGUGCUUCCUAAACUGGAUGCUUUUGUAUCGUACAAGCAAAUUUUGUGUUGCAAGGAAAACUUACAAAACCAAUUAAAUGUGUCAGAUGUGUUUCAAGAAAA